GCGCGCGCUCAGCAAAAAACAGGUGUGUUAUUAUUGUGUGUACUUUAGUGUAUUUUAUUUUCUUAGUGAGUUGUGUUUAAAUGUAGUAAAUGUAACAAUGGACGAAUCAAUUUUUAAAGAGAAAUAUCAAAAGUACAAGCUGCGUGUUAAGGUAUGGGAGAAGGACUUUAAAAAGAAGCACGGACGUGUGCCCUCCAAGUAUGAUAUUAGGGAGGCUAGCCAAGAGAUACGUGAUUCUUACAAGAUGUAUUACAAGUUGAAGACAUCAUUUCUCGAGGAGACGUUAAAUGAUGUGCUCUGCGAGGAUGGAUUUGAUGUGCUGGAAAUGACGCAGUCGGAGGAUUUGGGCGUCACAUUGUUGGGUGAGGCGGAGGAGGAGAGCGUGAAUGGUGGACCACAGUUACCGCUGGACAUCUCAGCAAUUGUACAACAAAGCAGCACUGUGAAUUUCUCCAAUUUAAAAGAGUUGCCAACGCCACAGGCUUUGAGUAAUCUCAGCAAUCUGGAUGAGAAUCAUGUGAUACGCAAGUUUGAGGCCAUUGAGGAGCUGCCGCAGAAUCAAAAUGCCUGGGGUGAAAGUGUCAGCAAGCAGCAAUCAUUGCCAGUGGAGCUGCCCUCCUCUUUAGAGGCUGCCAAAUCGCGUGCUCCCAGCAUUAAGCCGAGCAUCACCAGCAAACUCUUUCAGUCCACGCGCAGCUUUGCCAAGCGUAAUCCUCGCAAGCCAAUGUCACGCAGCUCCCUCAAUCUAAGCAGCAGCAGCAGCUUAAGUGGAGUACAUGAUGAGCAGACGGAGCAGCUGCCAGAUUUGGAAACCAUAUUAAUACGCAAGGCGCAGGAUUAUAAGGCGACAGAUGCCAUAGCUGCCAAUGCAUUGCUGGCCACAGAUCACAGCAAGGAGGCUAUCAAGACGCAUGUGGAUGAGCGUUGGCUGCAACGCAACACGGCGGAGAAUACACUGGAGCAGCGGGAAUUGCACAAUACGCAGCACAACAACAACAACAAUGCCAUGCCGGCCAAGAAACACAACUUUGGACUGUCCAAUAUAGAUGUGAGCAAGCUGCAGUCAAGGGAGCAGCCGGCAGAGUCGAAGCCACUGCCGGAGGUAAAGGAACAGCCACAGGAACUGCCUGUUCCCGCUGCUCCAGCUGCUGCUGCAGCUGUUGUUGAGAAUUCCGACUCCGAUUCCGUUGUAGCUGACAGCGAGGAGGAAGCGGAGCAGCCAGAGUAUCGUCACAUUGCCAAGCGACGCAAAAUAAUGCCCGCAAAUGAGUCCCCGCCAGAGAUUCCAGUACAGCCAGCUGUGGAGACAGUAAACAAGGAAGAAAAAGAAGCUAGCGAGGAGGAGGAGCAGGAGUUGAAGGACUUUUCGGCAGAUGAGGAGCGUGAUGCGACUUAUGAGCCGAAGCUAAGCAAGCGGGAGCAGCGGAAACAAGCGACAGCCAAGCGAAGAAAUGAGAAAAAGCCAAAGGCGGAGAAGCCAGCCAAGGCAGUGAAGCCGCUGAAGCAACCAAAAGCACCAAAAGCAGCAAAAGAACCCAAAGCAAAGGCUAAAGCAAAAACCAAAGCAGCUGCCAAGACAGCUGUCCAGGUGGCGGCGGAGGAGGAGCAGGAGCCCGAGGAGCAGCCACUUAAUCCCGAAGAUCUCAAAUAUGUGCUAGCUCUGGAAGCCGGUGACAUUACCUCUGUGCCGCGCAUAAAGCCCGCUGAACUGGAGCAAGCGGAUGAAAUGGCGCAACGUUAUAUCAGCAACUUUGCUAUGGGAACGACCACAACUCCUGGUCUGGCUGGCCAGGUGGAUGAGAAGCGUGCUGCGGCACGCAAGAAGCUGCAGGAGAAGAUUGCCGCCGGCAAACUCAACGAGAACUUUGUCACCAUCAACAUACAAAAGAAGAAAUUUGCACGCGGCAAAAAGUCCAUAAAUUUCAGCAAAUACAAGAAAACGCAAUGGAGGCACAAGAAGCGAGUGGCGGCUCUAACUGGUCCCGAUAUGGAUAUGGGUGGCUGUGAUGGUGGUGUGUUGACCUGUUUCCAGUGCGGUGGCGUCGGACACUUUGCCCAGCAGUGCAAGGUGAAGGGAGAUACGCUGCUGCCACUGACCGCCCAGCUGGAGGAGGAUCCAUCGCCGUUUCCAACGUUGGAGGAGGCGGAACAGAUGGCCACACAGGGUGCUCUGGCGGCACACAGUCGCAACAUUGAACGCUUGCCACAGGCAGCGAAUGCAGCCAUCUAUCAAACAGUCAAUAGUAGCAGCAGCAGCGAUGAGGAAGAGGAUCCUCAAGAGAAUCCACUUGAACAUGAUGCAGCUCACAUGUCCAGCGAUGAUUCGGAUAUGGACUUUGAGGCACUCGAUGCCGCUGUCGAAGCCUCACAGCAUCAGACCCCAACCCAAUCCCAAGCUCAAAUAUCGCCCAUUAAAAACUAUGUGGGUCACAAAAUACCCGAGGAGUUUCUCAAGCAAGCUGGCUUGGAUGCCAGCUCCAAAAACGGUGUCACAAAGAGUCAACACGGUGGUGUUAAACCACUCUACGAACUCAAUGCGGAUGGCAGUGUGCCGGAACUGACGGAGGAGGUGAUCAAGGCGCUUCACAUGUUUGGACACACGGAUUUUCGCAAGGGUCAGGAUCGGGCUGUGAUGCGCAUAUUGAGUGGUCUGUCCACAUUGGUUACCCUCAGCACGGGCAGCGGCAAAUCGUUGUGUUACCAACUGCCAGCCUAUUUAUACAGUCAGAGACAAGGAGCCAUUACACUGGUCAUAUCGCCACUGGUGUCCUUGAUGGAGGAUCAGGUGACGGGUGUGCCACAUUUUCUGCGUGCCCAUUGCCUGCACACGAAUCAAACGCCACAGCAGCGUCUCAAGAUCCAGCAGCUGAUUGCCAAUGGAGAGAUUGACAUAUUGCUAGUGUCUCCGGAGGCUGUGGUCUCCGGUGAACGUGCGACGGGAUUUGGUGCCAUCUUGCGGACAUUGCCGCCCAUUGCCUUUGCCUGCAUCGAUGAGGCCCAUUGUGUGUCCCAAUGGAGUCACAAUUUUCGUCCCAGCUACUUGAUGAUCUGCAAGGUGCUCAAGAAGAAUCUGGGCGUCCAAACGGUGCUGGGAUUGACGGCAACGGCAACGUUGCCCACACGCAUCAGCAUCAUCAAUCACUUGGGCAUCACGGAUGGGGAACGUGGCAUUAUUAGUGAUAUUCCAUUGCCGGAUAAUCUGAUACUCUCCGUCUCCAAGGAUGAAAAUCGCGACGAGGCGCUACUGAAGCUGCUUAACAGUGAGAGAUUCGAGGGCUGUCAGUCGAUUAUCAUUUACUGCACGCGUCGAGAUGAGUGCGAACGCAUUGCUGGCUUCAUUCGCACCUGUAUGCAGGAUCGCAAGUCCAGUGCAACGGAGGAGCAGACGAAGAAGAAGCGUAAGCGUGUCAACUUGCAGGCGGAGCCUUAUCAUGCUGGCAUGCCCGCCUCAAGGCGUCGCACUGUUCAGAACGCGUUUAUGUCCAAUGAGUUGAGGAUUGUGGUGGCCACCAUUGCCUUUGGCAUGGGCAUCAAUAAACCGGAUAUUCGUGCUGUCAUCCAUUACAAUAUGCCGCGUAAUUUUGAGAGUUAUGUGCAGGAAAUUGGACGCGCUGGUCGCGAUGGUUUGCCAUCCCAUUGUCAUCUGUUUAUGGACGCCAAGGGCGGUGAUCAGAACGAGCUGCGGCGUCAUGUCUAUGCCAAUUCCAUUGAUCGCCAUGUCAUCCGUAAGCUGCUGCAACGCAUCUUUGUGCCCUGCUGCUGUGAUAAACAACUGGGCAAAUCAUCUGUGGAGUCGGCAGCUGUCAAUGAACCCUUGGAUGCAGCUGAUUUCAGUGAUGUGUCUGCUGGCCGUGCACACGUCUGUCCUGGCCAUGAGAUUGGCUUCUCGGUGGAGCAAACUGUCGAGGCAUUGGACAUACCAGCUGAGAAUAUAUCAACGCUACUCUGUUAUAUGGAAUUGGAUCCACGCUGGUGCAUGAAUGUGCUCAGCUCCGCCUACAUUAUGGCCAAGGUGAUAUCCUACGGUGGGCCCAAGUAUCUAAAACAUGCCGCCAAGGAAUGUCCGCCUCUGGCAAUGGCCAUUGCCCUGCAGAUCAAGAACAAGACUUUUAAGGAAGAUGCCAAUAUUAUUGAGUUUUCUGUUAUUGAUAUUGCCGCCGGCAUUGGCUGGAACAGCGGUGUGGUCAAGUAUCAGCUGAAGAACCUGGAGUGGAUGCAAGUUAAUGGCUUUCCCAAGCGCUCACCGAUUACUGUGAGCUUUUUUGAUUUGGGUUUUCGCAUCAAGGCGCCGGGAGAUUUCAGUGAAGCGGAAAUUGAUAACGCACUGGACACGCUCUAUUCACGAUCGGUGAAACAGGAGCGCACUCAGCUUAUUCAGCUGCAGUAUGUGGCACACGGUCUUUCCGCUGUGGCAUACAACAUGUGCGCACAUUGUUGCAGCGUCGAUUUUCCCCAAGAUCGUUGCACACAACUGAAGGGCAUUGUUAGGAACUACUUUCGCAACGAUUAUCCACAGGAUUUGCAGCUGGAAAUUGAGCCCAGCGAUGUGCCGGAUGAUCACAUAAUUGCCGAUGUGCAUGCACUGAUCAACAUGUAUCCCGACAAUACCUUCAGUGGCCGCAACAUUGCGCGUAUUUUCCAUGGCAUCUCCAGUCCCAACUAUCCGGCUGUCAUGUGGGGGCGUUGUCAUUAUUGGCGUGCUCACACCAAAGUCGAUUUCAAUCGCAUACUUAAGUUGGCCAAUAUGGAAAUUGUCAAAAGACGCACGUGAUUAUUAGUUAUAUAUAUAAUAUGUCGAUAUUUUAUGUUUAUUUUUAUUCAAGUUAAAUUUUUCCCAACAUAAACUAA
Molecule: messenger RNA, 4848 nt
Organism: Drosophila innubila
Lineage: Eukaryota; Metazoa; Arthropoda; Insecta; Diptera; Drosophilidae
Product: ATP-dependent DNA helicase Q4-like
Exons: 7
Coding region: 98-4771 (1557 amino acids)
Biological process (GO): DNA replication; double-strand break repair via homologous recombination
Cellular component (GO): chromosome; cytoplasm; nucleus
Molecular function (GO): four-way junction helicase activity; zinc ion binding; nucleic acid binding
Source: RefSeq, a predicted model, not a curated record